Austrofundulus limnaeus is the source of this 3168-nucleotide messenger RNA. It is a transcript of the gene insyn1, whose product is annotated as inhibitory synaptic factor 1. Gene Ontology annotation, biological process: inhibitory postsynaptic potential. Gene Ontology annotation, cellular component: postsynaptic density. NCBI's taxonomy places the organism in Eukaryota, Metazoa, Chordata, Actinopteri, Cyprinodontiformes, Rivulidae. The record is from RefSeq and is a predicted model, not a curated record.
GUGCCAUGUGUGAUUGGCCGGCUCGCCCCRUGGCAGUGGCAUCGCCCUGGAUUUGGCCAGYAGCUCUYCCUCCCGCUUCUUCUCUGGAGCUCUGCUGGGAAGCUUUCCUGGGAUUUAUCUUGUGCUGCUGGAUGGCACGGAGCGCUCUGCCUCUCUGAAGACAGUCCGUGGAGAAAACACAAACACUACAUGGAUAAGAAGUAAAAUAAUUAUCCAAUCACAGCACAAGCAGACAGACUGGGUUCCCUUAGCAACAACUGAAGGAGACAAGAGAAUUCUCUUCUUUUUUUUUCCCUUUCUGCUCCCCUGGUUUUUUGGGCACACCCCCGUGGACUGCUGUGGGUCAGUGUUUUCUUUUUUUAAUCUUUUGUGAGAAGACUUGGAGGGCGAUGUUGGGUAAGACAAGCUGCCACCCAAAUUUCAGGGGACGAUGCUCAWUUGGGUCUCACUGGCACAAUCAUUUUUUGUAAUCCCUCCACAAAUUGUCACCACAAGUCACAUUCUGCCAGCUUGGAACUCAACUCAUCCUAAUCCCACAUCACCUGGAAUGAGCUCUGCAUUUUGGGGAGAUAUUGGAUGUCACGUUAUUUAGAAAAGAAAAAAAAAAGAAUAAAGAAAACCCACUUCUAACCUCUUCAUAUUUUCAUUGAGGGAAAAAUGAAAAGCAACACAGUUAGGUUAUUAUUUGGAAAAGAAGGAAACUGGAUCWGAGGYGAAGUUUCUUUCAAAGAAAAUUUUUAUUGAGAAUCUUAUUUUCUUUUCAGGGGAAGGAAACACGACACUGUAUAGAGGAAUAUUCCUGUUUUCAGCCUCUCUCUCUCUUUACAGACUGUAGCCCUCAGUGAGGAACUAUAUUAAGAAAGCAAAUCUUGUCCCCGCUGGCCACCAGGAAGAAAGAAAAAAGAUCAUUUUGAACACUGAGAGAGUGGGAGUUGUUUUGUUUUUAUUUCUGUUUGUUUCUUCGGCUAACAUCACAUGUAAGCCACUGCAGGAAAGGGUUAUAUCCUUGUUGCUUUUAUUUCUGCAUGUUAAUUCGCAAUGAGGCCACUGUGUUUUACCGGUGGAGACGAUAGAACAGAAAGAGUGGUAAAAAGGUAAACUGUUUUCUCUUUAAAAGGCACGCGUUUUUUUURAAUAGCCCCCUUUUUUGGGAGCAACUUCAGCUUAUACACACUGACACAUGAGAUGAGUUGGCUCAACACAAUUAUGUAAGAGUUUUAGCCCGUGUGUUUCCUCACGUCCUGUUCCAUGGAUUUACCGCAUUGGACUUUACCCGUGCUGAUCUUCUCUCCAUUUUUGGAAGCGUCGACCAGAAGGCAUGGAUGUCAACGUGUGACCCCAUGCCAAGUGCGCGGGCGAGGCAAGGCGCUUUGGCUGCCCAGGUGCUUUUAAGAUGUUGAGGUCUCCCUGCGUGGCCGGGGCCCCUGUUCGGAUCAGUAGCACUGAGGCUCCUUGUAGCCAAAGACAUGGACCCCGACUCGGCUCCCCCACGCCCUCAGCCUGUUGGCCACUGGCCCCACGCCGCUUUGUAAAGGAUGUCCCUCAGCAGAGCUCCGGCCCGGGACACCUCUGAGACCCCCAGCCCGAGAGAACGCAUCCGCAGCCACAUGAAGAUGGUGAUCGAUCAGCUGGAAGGCAUUCUGACGGAGCUCAAGGAUGUGGCCAAGGAACUUCGGGAGGUGGUGGGUCAAAUCGAUAAAUUAACGUCUGACUUUGAUUUUGACCUGGAGCCAGAUGACUGGACAGUGGCCACAGCCAGCAGCACAUCCAGCAGCGAACGGGGUCUGGGAGAAGCCUUCCGAUUGGACUUCCUCAACACAGAUGUGCUUUCAGACAGUUGGGAGUUUUGUAGUUAUCUGGAGGCUGCGGGUGCAAGUGCCCGCAGGUGUAGUGAACAACCAGGGGAUCUACGACAGGAGCUGGGCCAUGACACCAUCCCCACUCAAACCCAGACCCCCACACCACCUCCCAGCACUGCCUCGGUCUACUCCCAGAUGAACGGCGGGCUUCCCAUCCCUAAUGGGCCACGCAUUAUAACGCCAGAUUCAUCCAGCGAGGAGGCCAGCAGCUCCACGCACAGCCAAAAGACCUCCCGUACUUCUGGCACAAGAGAAAGAGUUCGCUUUAGUGAUAAAAUCCUGUACCAUGCGUUGUGCUGUGACGAUGAUGAGGAGGAGGAGCAAGAGGACUUACAAGAGGACAAGAGUGGCUGUGCUACUCCGGAUAGUGAUACUGAGCCCAGCCUCCUGGGCAGCUCGGUUGCCCCCAAACGUUCUUCCUCUGAGCAUUCACUUCUCCAUAACUGUCUAGACCCUUCCUAUGUCUCCUCACCAGUGAAGGGGAUGAUGGGAGCUCACACGUUGCCCAGGAAAGGUCUCCUAAAUCCCAGCUGCCGCAAAAAACUGUUACGAAAUAGCAGCACACAAACUGUCUCAGACAAGAGCACUCAAACUGUACUGCCCUAUAUUCCAACCAAACAGAAAACAAAGGACCACUGAGAAAGCCUGAAGUUUCUCAUAAAUCUCAUGAAGAGAACUGUGCAUUAUUUAAUAUUAAAUACAUAGCUCAUAGAUUAAUACACAAAUAAAUUAAUUACUAAAUAAAUAAAUGAUAUAUGGGAAACCACUUGCCUACUUAAAGUCAUUCUGAGGCUCAGGGAAAAAAAAAAAGAAAUGAAGUACAGCACAACAUUACAUUAAGACGAAAGGUUAUGGUGGACCAAAAUGUUAGUGCCUGUUCCCAUGUAAGUAGACAGGAUGAAUGGACUUAGUACGUAUGUAUCAUGUGAAUCACUGCAGAUUACAAAAGCAAUCCUUUUUACCAGAAUAUUUUCAAAUGAACAUAAUUGGAAGGAUGAAAUUAUGCAGAAGCAUUUUUCCCUCAUUACACAAUAGUAGAAGUCACAAAGACAGAAAAGAAAAUGCUUGUUUUUAUCAUGCUGAUACAAAACGUUGCUCAUUCUGUACCCUAAAUCUGUAUAAACAUUGUCUUUUUUUCAUGUUCCAGUAAUUUCAAAUGUCAGGGGGAUUAUUGCUUCCAGCAGGGAAAUGUCUCCAGAUGCACAUGUCAAGCUGCUUCCUCCGCUCUUUGAUGUCAACAAAUGACUCUGAGCAUAGAGUCAGAAAACAACACUAUUUACCUUUGGUUUUAUAAAGCAUCUCAUUGUGA